Messenger RNA from Penaeus indicus, 423 nucleotides. RefSeq lists its product as uncharacterized. The transcript is spliced from 5 exons. Lineage: Eukaryota; Metazoa; Arthropoda; Malacostraca; Decapoda; Penaeidae. The record is from RefSeq and is a predicted model, not a curated record. Bases 1 to 423 code for a protein of 140 amino acids.
AUGGUGGUAAGCUAUCCCAUAUACCCGCAACACAUAAAUCUGUCAAUGUUCGACGUCACAACUUUCACUUCCGGCACCAAUGCAAAAAAACUAGUUCAGGGUUCUUCAAAGUACGGGUCGCGAUCCAGUGCAAGCUCAUGUUCAUUUGCAACAGGAAUCAUAAUCAUAAUGAAAGUUAUCGUGUUGGCGAUGUUCGUGGCCGCGGCGCUGGCUGACAAACCGUCCUUCUCCUACGACGCCCCUGCAUCCCGCCCAUCCGGUCCCGUCAGGGUAGUCGAAAUCGUCCGCGACGAUCGAAUCCAUCCUGCCGCUGACGGCUCUUACACCUUCGACGUCGAGACCGAGGACGGCAUCGUCAGGCACGAGGCUGGUGGCCCAGGAGGUGCUCAGCAAGGCUCAGUCAGUUUGCAACAGGAAUCAUAA